AUGUUUAAGAAAGAGUAAGAAAGAUUGACUUUUUUUAUAAUUUCAAGAAUCUAGAAAUACUAAUUGUAUCUUUCGCGCAGUAUUUCUCCCGGGUCAAAGAGCAAGGUUAAGUCCUCUGUUCAACGCGCCAUAAGAACCCAACUUGUCACUACAUAUCCAUUACUGGCUCCUCACAUCGAUGAGAUAAUACCAAAGAAAGAGCAGCUGGAUGCUAUGAAAAUGUGCGCUUUUACCUUGCUCGAUCCUAUAUCUUCUCUGCCACAUUGUCUGGGUUGCGAAUCAAUUUCUAGAAAUCCUUAUUGACAUUCGAUAUACAGUCCAGAUAGAGUAACCCUCUACCUAAUUGGCAGCACACCCUUAUUCUUCCAACAUAUGACCGAUGCUAUCCUUCCCCAUCUCAAACUCGUCCACAGAUUCCCAACCUGCUUCCCUAGCAUCCGUAUUGAUCGCGGCGCCAUUCGGUUUGUUCUCUCAGGAGCUACCCUCAUGGCCCCAGGUCUCACAUCUACAGGCGGCAGAUUACCUAAUGGGAAUACGGAAGAAGAGGGCGUAUAUGGGGAAACUGGAGAAGGAGAAGGAUGGUAUGGAGGAAGAGAAUUAGAAACUGGUGAACCGGUGGUUGUUUGUGCAGAAGGCAAGGAGGAAGCUUGUGCGGUUGGACUCUUGAGUAUGGGUACGAAAGAUGUUAAGGAGAAGGGAAAGGGACCCGUGGUGGAGGAUGCGCAUUACUUGGGAGAUGGAUUAUGGAGGUUGGGCACGGAUUAGCAGGGUGGAAUGAACUCAUUGGUGUAUGAAAUGACCUUCUAGAUUUGGUUCCGAAUACACGAAAUACCGUGCGAAGGUUAGGUCGAAUGACAAUUUGACAUAUAGGGGCAGAACCAUCCUCUUUACAUGGGAUAUCUUUUUAUGUGGCUAUCAUCUAGAAACUCUUGAUACCAUAGCCAAUAUGCUCAUAACAAUAACGUUUAUCCUGCCAUCU
Sclerotinia trifoliorum is the source of this 979-nucleotide messenger RNA. The record is from the annotation of a GenBank genome assembly. NCBI's taxonomy places the organism in Eukaryota, Fungi, Ascomycota, Leotiomycetes, Helotiales, Sclerotiniaceae.